AUGGCGCUAGAUGAUAAGUCCGAGGAUCAACAAAGUUACAUUCCAUCCUGUGGAGAACAUGAAUAUGUGACCAAAUUUGAUGGAAAUCCAUCCAACAGCAUCACCACAGUGCUGACCAUGUCCACCAUCAUCACUGGAGUCAAUGCGUCUAUGCCCCGGGUGUCCUACAUCAAGGCAGUAGACAUUUACCUCUGGGUCAGCUUCGUCUUUGUUUUCUUGUCCGUGUUGGAGUAUGCCGCCGUCAACUACCUGUCGACCGUCCAGGACCGCCGGGAGCGCAAGAUGAGAGAGCGGGCACGAUCGCAGUCCCUGCCCUGCACUUGCGGGAUCUCCCAGACGCGAACUAUGACCAUGUUAGAUGGCACCUACAGCGAGGCUGACACCAACAGCCUGGCCGGCUACACCGAGGAGCCCAUGGUACCGGAGGAGGAGCAGGAAGAGCUGCACGAGGUUCUAGAGAAACCUGAACACAUGGUGGUCCAUCUGUCUGUGAGCAGUGAGUCCACUACCACCAAGAAGAAGAAGAGCCUGCGUGCAAUCAACAUCAUCCAGAACACGCAUGCAAUUGACAAAUACUCCCGGAUGAUUUUCCCUGGUUCGUACAUCUUUUUCAACCUUAUCUACUGGUCCGUCUACUGCUGAAAGACACUCCUGAAUCCAGACUGAGACCAGAGAGAUUAACGCACAGGCAGUAUCAAUGCUGCAUCAGAAUGGGACACUUCUGGACUAAUUCUAAGAGGGCUGCUGUUCUGUAUCUCUGUUGAUGAUAGAUCUUUAGGUUUAAGCCUUGGACAGUUACAGAGCCUGAAAAGAUUCAUUGUUUUGAAAAGUUUGGAAAAGUUCAGCAUUGAGACUUUGUGACUGACUCCUUUUUCAUUUUUUUCCUCAUGCAGCAAUUUGAAUGUUCAUUAACACUCGAAACUAAAACAAAGAAAAGAAUCAUUUGACUGUCAACUGCUGUUAAAAUGCUCUUUGUCAUCAUUACUGUUGUUCCUGAGAUGAACAGCAGUUUAUUGAAAGAAAAAGUAAAUGUUUGUAUUUGACUUGUAGCAUUGAUGGAUAGGGAUAUGGGAUGCUUUGCGUGUGUUCAUGCUGUGAUCCACUCAGUUGAUAGGUUUCUGUCUUUAUAUCAUUUGUAAUGAUAAAGCUGAAAAUCAUCAUGAUCAUAAAUUUUUAAGGCCCAUUUUCUAUCAGUCAUGACUUAUAAACAGUGAUGAUGGAGGUAACAAACUUGCCCAUAUUUUAAGCCUGUUAUCUAAAAAAAAACAAGAUAUUAUAACUCAAUCAACAAUACUAAGUGUGUACAUGUCAGCAGCUCUUUAAGGCUGUGUUUAGUGGUGCUUUGAGCUAAAUGCUAAUUCCAGCACGCAAACACGCUCAUGUUAACAUGCUGGUGAUGUUAAGCACUCAAUGUUUACCUUGUUCACCUAGCUUAGCAUGCAAACAUUUGUUAGUAAAUGUUAGACUGAUGGAAAUAUCAUCAGUUUUUAUAAACCAGAGUACUGCUGUGGAGACAUUUUGCUCAACUGAGACAAUUUACUGAACCAAAAGUGAACUAAAAGGUUAGGGGAUAAAC
Molecule: messenger RNA, 1576 nt
Organism: Morone saxatilis (striped sea-bass)
Lineage: Eukaryota; Metazoa; Chordata; Actinopteri; Moronidae
Product: gamma-aminobutyric acid receptor subunit rho-2-like
Exons: 3
Coding region: 1-642 (213 amino acids)
Biological process (GO): regulation of membrane potential; monoatomic ion transmembrane transport; chemical synaptic transmission
Cellular component (GO): neuron projection; membrane; synapse
Molecular function (GO): GABA-A receptor activity; neurotransmitter receptor activity; monoatomic ion channel activity
Source: RefSeq, a predicted model, not a curated record